This is a messenger RNA of Penicillium samsonianum, 1296 nucleotides long. RefSeq names its product L-threonylcarbamoyladenylate synthase. The record is from RefSeq and is a predicted model, not a curated record. Gene Ontology annotation, biological process: regulation of translational fidelity. Gene Ontology annotation, cellular component: cytoplasm. The coding region runs from base 1 to 1296 and encodes 431 amino acids. The transcript has a single exon. Gene Ontology annotation, molecular function: tRNA binding; nucleotidyltransferase activity; double-stranded RNA binding. NCBI's taxonomy places the organism in Eukaryota, Fungi, Ascomycota, Eurotiomycetes, Eurotiales, Aspergillaceae.
AUGUCUACACAAACGCGAGUUGUCCCCGUUCAACGGCUCAGCCAAGGGCCCGGCGAUUUAUCUCUGGCAGAAUGGUGGGAGAAGGAGCGCAGCCAAAAAACGCCCGAGUCCCAGGCUAUCGAAGAAGCUGCCAAACUCCUCCGGUCCAGUGACAUCCCCGUCGCAUUUCCUACCGAGACAGUAUAUGGCCUAGGAGCCGAUGCCACGCGCAGUUCUUCUGUCCGGGGAAUCUACCGCGCCAAACAGCGGCCCUCGGACAACCCGUUGAUCGUUCAUGUCGACUCACUCGACAUGCUUGAGCGUCUCCUUAAUCCCACCCGUCAAGGCAGCCCAACCUCAACCAAAAUGCCGCCAAUCGCCCUCCCCUCGAUCUACAAGCCUCUGAUCGACAAAUUCUGGCCCGGCGCACUGACAAUCAUUCUACCUAAUCCAUCCGGAUCCAUACUGGCACCAGAAGUCACCUCCAGCCUGACCACAUUCGGCGUCCGCAUGCCCUCGUCUGCACUGGCGCGUCUACUCAUCCACGCAACAGACCGUCCCCUUGCCGCGCCAUCGGCAAAUGCAUCCACCAAACCGUCCCCAACAACCGCGCAGCACGUAUACCACGAUCUCAAAGACCGCAUCGAGAUGAUUCUCGACGGCGGCGCAUCCGGCGUCGGUGUCGAAAGCACCGUGGUAGACGGGUUAUGCGACCCACCAGCGAUUCUGCGCCCCGGCGGCAUCGGCAUCGACGAAAUCCGGAAAUGCGAAGGGUGGGAAAAUGUCGCAGUCGGCUACAAAGACGGCACGCUAGACGUGAAAGAGGUUCCACGCGCACCGGGCAUGAAGUACCGCCACUAUUCGCCAAAAGCACGGGUUGUUCUCUUCGACUCGACAUCCAACCCAGCCGGAGUGAUGAAGCAUGUCAAAAAGGACUUGAAUGACACAGCCAUUGGCGCACACAAAAUUGGCAUCAUCCGCACGCGGAACUGGAAGCUUGGCUUGGGGCUCGCUUCAGAAGAUGAUAUCGCCAGUACCAUGAACCCCGUAUCUUCUGCCAUUGAGAACAUUGUCAGUUUACCGAUUCCCUUGCUAGAGAAUGGAAACCCGAGUAGCCGCACGAAGAUGGCGUAUGAUUACCAUCUUGGUUCAGAUGCGGUUUCCAUCGCGCAUGGUCUCUUCGCCGCUCUGCGCGGGCUGGAUGAGCUAGACGUCGAUGUUAUUUACGUGGAAGGCGUGUCAGAUCGCGAGGGUGACCUGGCUGCAGCUGUCAUGAACCGGUUACGAAAGGCUGCUGGUGCUGAAAUGCGGGUUUAG